AUGGCUCGCAUCCUGGAUGUUGUUCAGAAUUUAGCUGAAGCCAGUGGAGGUGGUGGAUUGAAAUGUGGAGUUCGUCCUGUUGACUUGGAGAACCAGAAAAGUUUCCUGCUGUCUGGAUUAUUUUCUAGAAUUGUUGGAGGCAGAAAUUCAGUGGCUGGGGGGCAACCUUGGCAGGUAUCUCUCAAGUUGGGUCGUUUCCACUUCUGUGGUGGCAGUUUAAUACAAGAGGAUGUGGUUGUAACUGCGGCUCACUGCGUAUUCACCCUUGAGCAGAAACUAGUGAAGAAUCUCAUUGUGACUGUUGGAGAACAUAACCUCAGAAAGGCAGACGAGCAAGAACAGAACAUUCCUGUCUCUCAAGUCAUUGUUCACCCUGACUUCAACAGACUUGGCUACAUGGAUUCUGAUAUUGCUCUGCUAUAUCUGAAAUACAGAGUAAAGUACGGGCAUAGGGUUCAGCCAAUCUGCCUUCCCCACAAAGAUGAUAAAUUUGUGGCCGGGACUCUUUGUGUUGCUAGUGGCUGGGGCAGGGUGUCUGAGGCUGGUGAACUAUCUAAUGUUCUACAGGAGGUGGAGCUCCCCAUCAUUGAUAGGCGAACCUGCAGUGCCCUGUUAAAGCAAAUGAAUCUGCCUCCAGUAGCAAGCUCCAUGCUAUGUGCUGGCUUUCCUGAUGGUGGGAAGGAUGCGUGCAAGGGUGAUUCUGGAGGUCCCCUCGUGUGUAGAAGAGCCAGUGGCAUCUGGACUCUGGCUGGUGUCACAUCAUGGGGAGUUGGCUGUGCAAGAGGCUGGGAUGCCCUUGAGAAAAGCAUCAACAAAAGGGGUUCCCCCGGCAUCUUUUCCAAUGUAGCUGAACUGAUGGACUUCAUCACACAGAACAUUAUCCCCGCUGCAGAGCCAGAUCACCUUCCCCCACACUUUCCUGAAGGAUGCAGCUCCCAUGGAAUGCUGGUCUUUGGAGAAAGUGGCCGCAUUCGGUAUCCCCAGCCCAGUGAGAGUAACUACCUAGAUAACAGCCUAUGCGUGUGGAAUAUAAUUGUGCCAGAAGACAAGAUUAUAUUAAUACAGUUCACCAGGUUAGACAUAGAGAGCCAGAUCACGUGUGACCAUGACUACGUGUCCUUGUAUUCGGACAAAAGAGAGCUAAUUGGUAAAAUCUGUGGGGAUGUGUUACCAGCCCCGCUGCUGAUAGACUCUAACCGAGCAAUGGUUACUCUCAUUUCUGAUGGAAGCAACACCGGCAGUGGCUUUGAAUUCACCUUCACAGCUAUACAUAAGGAAUCGGAAGCAGGUUCUGGCUGUGGAAGUGUUGCAGUGCUGGUGGAAGAGGGAAAGAUUGAUACUGCUAAUUACCCUGGCUCGUAUCCCAGUAACGUGAAGUGCCAUUGGUUCAUUGAAGCCCCGGUAGAGAAUGUCAUAAAGCUGGAGUUUGAAGACUUUGCUGUUGAAUUCAGCGCGGGCUGUAUCUAUGACGCAGUUGUCAUUUACAGUGACACGGAAGAUGAGCACCAGCUAGCCAAUCUGUGUGGGUUCUCAAUCCCCAGCCCAAUUCGGAGCCCUGGCAAUGAAAUGUUAAUACAUUUUGAAAGUGAUGGGGAGAACAAUUUCAGAGGAUUUAAGGCCAGAUUCACCUUUGUUCCUUCAGCAGAAGAAGCUGAAUCAGUAGUUGCAGAACCAAUUGUUCUACAGACGGCCACUCCAAAGAACAUCCCUUUAGAUGUCUGUGGCUUCCCCCCGUUUAGUCCCCAGUGGCUGUCCGGACGUGUUGUUGGGGGAGAAGAAGCAUGUCCCCAUUGCUGGCCUUGGCAGGCAGGCUUGCAAUUCUUAGGUGACCAUCAGUGUGGCGGUGUUGUCAUCAGUCCAACAUGGGUACUCACAGCAGCCCACUGUAUACAAUCAACAAACAGACCACUGCAUUGGACUGUCAUCGUGGGAGACCAUGAUAGAGCCCUGAAGGAGUCAACAGAACAGGUGAGAAGGGUGAAAACUAUUGUGGUGCACCCUGAUUUUGAUACAGUGAGCUAUGACUCAGAUAUUGCGCUGAUCCAACUGGAUGUCCCUCUGGAGUUUAACACUGUUGUGAGGCCAGUAUGUUUGCCCAACAGCACGCAACCGUUAUCUUCCUCUGUUCUGUGCACCAUGACUGGCUGGGGGAGCACCCGAGAAGCAGAUGGAAGCCUCGCUAGUCGACUGCAGCAGACACAAGUACCCAUACUUGAGAGUGAAGUCUGUGAGAAAAAUUACUAUUUUAAUCACCCUGGAGGGAUCACAGCUAGGAUGCUUUGUGCUGGUUUUGCUUCUUCUGGAGGGCAGGAUUCCUGCCAGGGUGAUUCUGGUGGCCCGUUGGUUUGCCAUCAUGAAAAAGAGCCAUUUAUUCUUUAUGGCAUCAUCAGCUGGGGUGUUGGUUGUGCCAGGCCAAAGAAACCAGGAGUUUAUACAAGGGUGAGAGUCUUCCUGGACUGGAUCAAAUCCACAAUAAGAGAGAUUGAACCAAAUGCGCUUCAGGUAAGUAAGAAUGGACAUGAAACCUUAACACAGACACCAAUGAAACGGCCUACAAAGCUAACAGGAGCUGCUUACAGACAAGAAUGUCCAUUGGAAGUGGAGUUAACAGAGCCCAGAGGUUUCUUCUCCUCCCCUUGCUCAUCAGGCUCCAUGGGAAGUUUGAAUUGCUCUUGGGUGCUCAGAAUGUCUCCCAGAGGCAUGGCAAAGCUCACAGUAAAGCAUCUGUCAAUACCAGCCUCCCGGAACUGCCAAGUGGAGCUCCUAGGGAUAUAUGAAGAGGGCCAAAGAGGAAGAAAAGUAGUAGCUGAACUAUGUGGUGUCCUGCAGUCGCCUAUGACCUUUCUGAGUCCUGGCCCUGUGGUGAAAGUGGUGUUCCAUUCUCUGACCCUUGCUGCCUUUGGCAUUGAGUACAUGGUCUUCAGAGUCCAAGGGCCAAAGAUUGGAAAGGCAGUGAAACGCCCCAAGGAUGUGGACCAAGAAUUGUUACGCUGUAGGGAUGUCAUUCUCACAGACCUGGAAGGAUUGAUCCAGUCACCAGGAUAUCCCCAUGGCUAUCCUAACACCACCAGUUGCCACUGGCGAAUUGUAGCCCCGUUAAAAUCCAUCAUUCGGCUUGAUUUCCUGGCCUUCUGGACUGAAAAGACUCUGUCUGAUUGCCAUGGACAACUGAUGGUGUAUGAAGGAUUUGGGCCAAGCAAGGAGUUGAUAGGUAACUUCUGUGGGGAAAUUUCACUCUAUCCUUUAAAGUCUGAUGGUCCAGUGGUGAUGCUGACCUUCACAUCAAGUGCUGAAGUGGCUACAGAAGGGUUUGUUCUGACCUACUCUUUCCAUGAUCUACAACCUGGUUCUGCUUUAGGAAAAUUGAAAGCUGCUGAAAAAGGGUGUCCAAUCUUGGAUCUAAUUCCAGUUGGAUCAGCUGAGAUAACAUCUCCUAAUUACCCCAACACUUAUCCCAACAUGCUGAACUGCACUUGGACAGUUUAUUCCACUUCAGGAAAUAGAUUGAAAGCUGUGAUCAGAGACUUGGUAACAGAAAAUGCAAGAGACUGCAUUUGGGACUCUUUGAACAUCUAUGAUGGUCCAAAUAACUCUUCAGGACUGCUCGCUAGUUUGUGUGGCCAAAAGAAGUCUCUUAGCCUGUUAUCAAGCAGCAGCUACCUGACUCUACAUUUCAAGACGGACAGGUCUGUGGGGAACAGAGGCUUUAAAAUUCUGUUUGAAGAGGUGAAUCGGUGGCCAGCACAGAAGAGUAGAAGUGGCAUAGAACUUGAAAGCAAAUACAAAUGUGGCAUUCCAGUGGUGGAUCCAUUCCCAGUGGACAAGUCUGAGAGGAAUGUGAAAGCAGCCGGAGAAGAGCCAGGCAAGCCAAGGGUGGUCGGUGGCAGACCAGCACCUCAAAUGUCCUGGCCCUGGCUGGUUAGUCUACAGUACAAGAAUGAGCACUUCUGCGGAGGCUCUCUGAUUGCUGAGAAGUGGGUCCUAACAGCUGGACACUGUAACUUCAGUGCUCAGACAGACGGGAUAGUUCUGGGGAAAACUUAUUUGCUGCCAAACAUAAAAGGCAACAACCCUGUCCUUGUGAAAGCUGUGCACACACACUAUAACUUCAGUGGAUUUCCUUCUAGCAAUGAUCUCACUCUCUUGGAACUGGAGAAACCCAUCAAAAUAGGAGACUCUAUAGCAAUAAUUUGCUUACCAGAUAGAGAUGAGGAAAUAAGCAUUGAUGCAAGAUGCUUAACAGCAGGAUGGGGAGCAACAGAAUCAGGCAAGGAUGAAUACUCCAUCAGGCUGCAGCAGACAAAUAUACCUCUCCUCUCCAACGAGGCCUGUGUGAGCUACUGGGGACAGGAUAUUAAAAAUACCAACAUUUGUGGUGGAGCUGCUGGAGCAACUGCGUGCUCGGGAGAUUCUGGAGGGCCACUGAUAUGCAUGAAAAAUGGGUAUUAUAAGCUGAUCGGCAUUGUGAGCUGGGGCAGUGAUAAUUGCCAUCCAGCGUCACCAACGGUUUAUACCCGAAUUUCUGCCUACAGGGACUGGAUUUCUUCAGUCACUAAUGGAAAAGUGUGAUUGCUGAACUGAACUUUUAAUUCUCCCUUUUUAAAUGGGGAGGAAUGUGUGAAAUAUGCACGGUAAAAAUACCCAAGAAAUAUGGCAGCAUCUGUCACAUACCCUGAUUUUUCUUUAAACAUCUGAAGUGACUGUACUAAUGCUCAGUCUCAGCUGUCUUCUUCGAAUGGCAAAUCCAACACACUGGCAACUCUAGCACGAAAAAUCUGUUUCCCAAUAGGUGUAUGUACAUGGAUACACAUCUCUCCGUACACGGUUAGCAUUGCCAUUAUUAGGGCCAAAUUCUCUGCUGGUCUAAAUUAGUGCAGUUCUUCUGAAGUCAAUAGUGCUGCAUUAAUGUACAAACGACGUGUGUGUGUUUUUUAAAUAUAUAUAUUUAGCCUGGCAAUGUUCAGCUGCUGUGCCCUUGACCACUGACAGAACUUUUAGAUCCACUAUUCCCAAAAGCAUAGUACAGACCAGCUGGUCAGAUUCAGUUCAGGAUCGCCACUGUACUUAAUACCCUGCACUUAGAUAUUCUUGUUGAAACCAAGUGCCUUGUCUGGUAGAAGUAAAAGGGGAGAUAAUGAAGAAACAUCUUGACCAGCUGUUACAGGGUAAAGGUGCCAAGAAAAGGAGGGAAAAGCACAGACAUGUAAGCUGAGUGACCAUGUCCCUUCCCAGUCUUUAUUAUUCAUGGGAAGAUGAUGUAAAUGAAAACAUUGUAGAAGGUAACCGUCAACCACCCAAUGAGGAACCGGAAUUAGAACAAGAGUGUAGUGUAUCUCCCACUGCUACUAGUCUUGUCCCCCAUGACCUCACGUUUCAGUGACCAUUCUGGGCAUGCUGGGUGGUGCAUGGUUGGUCUGGCAAUUGGAGGAAAUCAGCUGUCAGCAACUGUAACAGGAUGUGAGGUGCAGCUCUAUGGCUGUUUGUUUGUUUAUUUUUAAAAUUCUUCAAGGUGUAAGGGGAUGGGGUGGAUCUGUCCAAUUUACCAGGGAGUUUAUGCUCCUCUCACACACCCUUUAUAUAGGGGAGGGCUCCAGGGUGACUAAGAAAGAAUUACCUUGGCAGGAAAGGAUCUGUGAGGGAAGAGGAUCCUGAGAUCUUUUUUUUUAAAGAAAAAAAAAAAAAAGCUACCCCUUUCCCCCAUUCUCUUUUAAAGGUGGGGAUGACUAGUUGGAAGAAAUUACUGCAGCUAGAUAGCAUCAAAACGCUUCAUUUAGCUAACAGGCUUUUGUUUCUUUAUCGAGAAAUCUGUUCCUUGCUUUGUUAGUUUUAGAUUAAGUUAAAUAGAUUCAUGAAUUCCUGUUCUUGCAUCAAACUUACAUCUUCAGUUUUUUCUGUGCAUGCUUCUUGUCUCUGAUAGCACUGUGUGGGGUCACGAAGAUGCACUAAGUGCUCAUCCUGUCAGAUGCUUCCAGCCAUGCCAUACAUGCAGCCCUCCCACAGCACUAAAAAUAAGUAUUAAAAACUACUACAGCUGCAAAGAGUGGCGUGGGAGUAAGACACACCUAGGCCUUUGUCCGACUGCUAUCUGUACUGCCAAGGCUGAACAUUUAAAAAAACAUGAGUCAGACCCUCUCAAAAUUGAGAUUAGCUUAAAAAAAUACAUUUAGGGUUAUUUAUUUACUUUGUGGUUUUUAGGAUUCAUGUUUUUAGCCCUUGUAGUUAGGGAGAAAAGAUCGGGGGGGGGGGAAUUUUCCCCAACAAAAGCUGAGAUUCUCACAGUCACAUGACUCUGGGGCAUUAAGAAAAACACCAAAUAGGAGACUAUCUCUAAAAUCAUGAGUAGACCAUAUUGUGUGCUCGGACACUACUAGAAGUCCUCUGUCUGUAGAGGCAGCUGCCAUUUUUCGGACAAAAGGUGAGACAAGGUGUUAUGGAAGAAAAAUGCCCUGUUCACAUGCUUUCCUAGAGAUUUGACUUUUCUGUUCUGAUUUCUUGUUUUUCCUUCACCUACAAUUAAAGUGAUUUAGACAGAUUACAUGGUUGCUUUGUGUAUAUCAAAAUAACACUGAAUUUCAGAAGUUUCAGGGACAGAAUUCUGAAUGACUGAUUUAGAUUGAUGCUUACUGAUUCUGAAGUCAGAUCACCUGCUUCCAGAUUCCAAAACAUACUUGGAGAGCUUGUAAUUCCGACAAGGAGUCAAUAAAGGACAGCAGCUUACACUCCUGUUUGCACAAAAUUUUCAGAUUCAAGAGACCUAGUGUUAAUCACUUCUACUGGAAGGGUGGGGAUUUAAUUUUUCUUUCACUUUGGCGUAUGACCUGCUCCUUGGAUCAUAAGCUCAUGUGACUUUACAAAAGUCCUUCUGAAUAUUUUCAGUAGCUAUGAGGUAAGCCAGCUGUCCUUGGCCAGUGCUGAGCUGAGAUGCCUUCUUGGCUGUUAUCAGUAGCUGCAGUUUGAGGAAACAGAAAUACCUAACCAUACUAGGUGUCUUAAGUAGUCUCUCACCAAAUAGCUGUUUUCUCCUGAAGAAAGUAAAUAGGAACAACUGGAAACUGUGGAAGUGACCUACUAUAUAUUCAAGGUUCCUGCUCAAUAUUCAGGAUCCUAGACCUAUUCCUUUUAUUGUUCUAGGUGGCUUGCUGUGAAUUUGUAGUUAUUUUUAUUUUAUUUGUAAGACAAAGGUCUUACAGGAAAUACUUUUUUUUAAAAAGACUCAGAAUAAUUAAAAGAACACUGUAUAGACCUAAAAAUAACAAAUCUAUAUGUUUCUGAAACAAAUUACUUGGAAAAUAAUUUAUUCUCUUCCUUACUAGCCAGGACCUGAGUUCAGGACUCUAGAUUUCCCCUACUAUAGCUGGUGAUGUUACACCUAAAGGAAAGGUAAGGAAGACACACAAAUGAUCUGAUCUUCAGAGAUGUUGAGCACGCACCACAACCAUUCAAUUGAGUGGGAUUAUUUGUGUGAGUAACUUUUGGCCAGAAAAGAAGCUAGUGUGCUGAAUUGGAAGUUGACAUAGGAGCCGGAGGCCAGGAGAGAACCCUCUUCUGUUUGUGAAAAUAGUAAGUUCUUGGAUGAAAGGUUUGGUUUGGUGUCUGUAUGUAAGACUGUGUGUGUGUGUGUAUUUAUGUAUACACAUACACACCCAUUUCCUCCUUUGUUAACUAUAUUAGAUACACAGCCAAGUUUAGAGCAGAAUUGAAACCUAUUCUCUCUGUACAACCUCUUUUGAAUGCAGCUGAAAAACAAGGAAUUUUAUCUGAAGAAAUACUGCAGCCUUACUGAUGAUUUCUCUCCUCCAAACCUGCUUGCUGCAGUUUUAAUGCUUCGUCAUUUCUCACCCUUUUAAACAAUGCAGUUUUUCACCAAGGCUAUGCUUUUCCUGUUACGUUGGGGGUAAAAAUUUCCAAAACUUUCCUAUAACUUUGGAGCUUACACCCCAUUUUCAAAUGUGACUUUAAAUGAUGUAGGAGCAGAAGUCGCUUCUUAAAAUGGGAAGUAAGCUCCAAAGUUGCUUACAUGCUUUUGGAUACUUUUACCCUUCCUCUACUGGACAAUAGCUUUUAAAAUUAGCUGCUGCUGUCUGAUAGGACUUUGCUGUGGAAGAUUUUAUAGGGGCUUGGUAACAAUUCCUGAAUCUACAGGGUGUAAACCAUAUUCCUUGAAAGCAUAGCAAAAACUUACUACUGAUUAGCAGGUCUUCCAUUUCAUUCAGUACCCGAUGUAGUAUAAAUAUUAAGAUAUUUGUUUUGUUGGGGAUUAACUGAAGCACUGGCUCUAUCACUAGGUAAAUACUAGCUCCUAUUCAGGAGUGACUUAAACAAUGGGCAUUGACUGCACAACGUACAGUUCAGUGGAAAGUAACUUACAUGUGUAUGGAGUGGGUCCAAAAUGUGACCACAGUGUAAGAGCAGAGAAUUCUGACUUACACCCCAAAUGUACUUUUAAAAACUGGAACUGUUAAUUGACAGGCUGUUACGUUCUCGGUUAGUGGGAUGAAGGUUUUGUGGGUAUGUUUUACAAGUUUCUGAACUCUGUACCCAAAUUCUAUUCUAGCGGUUGUUCACAUCUCUAUCUCCUCACUUUUCAUAGCAUUCUCUUGAUAUAUUUUUUAAUUUGAUCUUGGGACUGUUUAAAAUAAUUGCUAAUGGGUGAGCAAUUUUG
Molecule: messenger RNA, 8662 nt
Organism: Caretta caretta (loggerhead turtle)
Lineage: Eukaryota; Metazoa; Chordata; Testudines; Cheloniidae
Product: ovochymase-1
Biological process (GO): proteolysis
Molecular function (GO): serine-type endopeptidase activity
Source: RefSeq, a predicted model, not a curated record